GCACGCGUCACGUGACGGGUCAGCCAGCGUCCUCCCACAGAGGAGUGUAAACAGGCGCCUGCGGCCGGGUCUCCCGCGAACUGCAGGUUGGCGGUGGGGGCGGCGCCUCAAUCUCAGCGCCCACCUGAGGUGACUCCUGCGGCUUCCAGACCCGGAUCUCCCACGCGGUUCACAGUCACAGCCGCCCGCCACCAAGGAGACGGCCCGCGUCCCAGGCCCGGGCAGGGGGUGUGGCCGUCUGACGCCGGUCUGCGACAGGUGGCGGGCAGAGUCGGCCCCUCACGCGCGCUUCUCUGCCCCGGGGUCGGGGGCCAAGCGCGCAUCCCGUGGAGAGGCAGCGCGACCCUGGGCGGUUAGCCCUUCCGGUUCGGGACUCGGGUCUGCGCUUGAGGCCGGCCCGAGCUUGGGUUGCCAGGACGUGUGGCGUUGAGGGCCUGGAGUUGUCCUGCCCCUGACGGGCUGUGAGACCGUGGCUUGAAGUCCAUGGCCCAAGAUGACUCUACCAGUGGAGACUCUCUUCUAUAAAGAAGGAAACUGGAUCAGAGGCUGGGAUGAGCAUGCCACUGCAUCAGAUCUCUGCCAUUCCAUCCCAGGAUGCUACUUCUGCUAGAGUCUACAGAAGUAAGACCAAAGAAAAGGAGAGGGAAGAACAGACUGAGAAGACUUUGGGACAUUCCAUGAGUCAUUCAAGCAACAUUUCUAAGGCUGGGAGUUCUCCUUCAGCAUCAGCUCCAGUGUCUGCCUUCUCUCGCACUUCUGUCACACCAUCCAACCAGGACAUCUGCAGUUCCAGUGCAGUGUUUUCUGAGUAUUGUCAUCACAGUCCCUUGCAGUCUGCUGUUGUCUUGAAAGCACCUCACUGCCAGAGUUCUCUGACACAAGGGCUCCCUGUGACAGUUGUCUGUAAAGACACAUUACAGGCAUCAGAAAGCAAUUCCUUUGAUUCUGAAUGGUUUCAGGCCUUGAAGCCUGCUAAGAAUGCCAAAGCCAGAAGAACACUAAAGUUUUCAAAGUCCCUAAAUGAUGUAUGUGAGAAGCCCCAGGAUACUUUGGAAAGCUUUGACUAUGUGGAAAGAACUUGUUCUGAAGGAAAAUUGGUACUCUCUCAAGAUCCAUGUCUCAGAAUUAACAGGUUUCAUUUUAAAGGAAAAAGAGCACUGAAUCCUAAAUCUCUUGGCAGUUCCAAACGUUUCUGUGUCUCAUCCCUCUCUGCCAACCAUUCUGUUGCCUCAGAGGUAGAAGCUGGCAAGGGGGGUAUGCACAACCCGAUUUUGGAAGAGAAAGCAGAUGGCGAGGCCGGGUCCAGAAGCCAGCGGCUGCUCCAGUACCUGUUCUUGCUCUCCCAUGGCUCUAGCACCAGCAGCCUGCGCAGAUUCCAUGAGCUGGAGAGCCAUACCGCUCACCUGCAUGCCACCAAGUCCUCGAGUGGGCUGGCAGGGAGCAUGGGCUUCUGCUCUGAUGAAAUGGGAGACGACGACGUCUUUGAGGACAGCACAUCCGCCAAACUCAAGUGCAGGGUUCUGCGGGCACCCCUCUGCUCAAUGGAGAAGGACAGUGACCUGGAUUGUCCUUCUCCCCUGUCUGAAAAAUCUACCCCCAUCUCUCCUGUGUCCAUCUCAGGGGAUGCCUGCAGGAUAUGCCACUGUGAAGGUGAUGAUGAGAGCCCCCUGAUCACCCCCUGCCACUGCACAGGAAGCCUCCACUUUGUGCACCAGGCCUGCCUGCAGCAGUGGAUCAAGAGCUCUGACACGCGCUGCUGUGAGCUCUGCAAGUACGAGUUCAUCAUGGAGACCAAGCUGAAACCUUUGAGAAAAUGGGAGAAGUUGCAGAUGACGGCCAGCGAGCGCAGGAAGAUCACAUACUCAGUGAUGUUUCAUGUCAUCGCCAUCACCUGUGUAGUCUGGUCCUUAUAUGUGCUCAUCGACCGUACUGCUGAGGAGAUCAAGCAGGGGCAGGGAACAGGAAUCCUAGAGUGGCCCUUUUGGACUAAAUUGGUGGUAGUGGCCAUUGGCUUCACUGGAGGACUUCUUUUUAUGUACAUUCAAUGUAAAGUAUACCUGCAAUUGUGGAAGAGACUCAAGGCUUAUAAUAGAGUGAUCUAUGUUCAAAACUGUCCAGAAACAAGCAAAAAGAAUAUUUUUGAAAAAUCUGCACUAACAGAGUCCAGUUUUGAAAAUAAAGAUGGACAUGGAGUCUGUUAUUCGGACACAAACUCUUCUUCUUGCACAGAGCCUGAAGACACUGGAGCAGAAAUCAUUCACGUCUGAUGGUGUGGAGGGUAUUGUUUUUAUGGACAUCUAUGAAGAGCUAAAGGAAUUUGUUUACUGCCAAUUGUGUACCUUUCUAUGUCCUUUAAAUAGUAUAGACUUGGCAGGUGACCAUUGCCUCUCUUUUUUGAACCCUUCUUGUCAAAUCUCCUGGAAAGCCCUCCUGUGUGUCAGGCAUGGGUGAGUCCCACUUCUGCCUGGCCACUCUAUAUGAUUUAAAGGGAGGAGGAGACCCCAUGCAGCCAUCAUGGGGAGCUGGCUGAGUUCUGAUUCAAGAUCUUGAGAAGAAUGAGGUAAUACAAUGCCAAACCAGAAGGGAGAGCAGGAGCAGAAGUGGGGGACAGCCCUGAUAAUGAAGCUGUCCCUGUCCCAGAGCCAAGCAUUGGGAAUGUCUGGCAGUAAUGAGAGAAUUCCCUUCUCACUAAAGAGGGCUGAGGAGAUGGAAUGGAAAUAGUCUUUAUAGGCAAAAACUCCCACCCUCCUUCUACUGAUGCUGCCACAUUGGCCCUUAAGCAGAUGAAGCUUGGUGCCAUGUCUCUGGUGGUGCAUGAUUUACUGAGCAAACAGCACUUUACAGAAGAGAGUAUUUUGUAAUAUGUGUCUAGUGGGAAUGAAAUUGGGUGUUGCAUUUAGAAACCUCUUGUUAUCUCUUUUACAUAAAAAUAGAUCUGAAACCUUUUUUGCCUUAUACAUUCUAACAAAUGUGGCGUCCUCUUUAUGUCUGAAGACACUUAUGACUUGACAAGAGGGAAGACCAGGUCUGAGACUUUGUCGUAACAGAGUUCAUGGGAACUCAUGGAUGCUAAAAGUCAGGUUGCAUAUUUCCUAUAGUUUUGAGCCUGUUUUAUGACAAGUCCUUAUUUUUCAUAGGCCUGCCCUGUACAUAUCUUUUUUUGUCUACACUGAAAAAGAAGGGUUUUGAGAUACAAAUGGAAGGAAAGGAAAUACUUAGAACAAAACUGAGUAUUUAAAAAAUGAUUACCAAUAGAUUUCUCCAGUUUGGUGCUGGCUUUAUGCUGAAAGAGCAGACACAUAUUGUCUGGUCUGGAUGUGUGUGCUGUAGGUGCUCCUGUCACCUGUCUGAUGUGCUGGCUCCUGCUGGGGAAGUUCCAUGGAGCCAUUGCUAAGAGACAAAAGGCAGGUGACUGGCUCUGGGAGGAAGGCCAGGUGUGAGCAGCAAAGUGCAUGGGCCACUAUGUUACUGCUCCCCAGCCAACACCCACCCAUCAUUGCCUUAACCAGACCGAACAGACAGGAUCCUUUAGGAGCCCUUGGCCCUGCAAUUGGUCUGUUCUAUCAUCAGGGAUUACCUUUUGAACCGUUUUUCAUAAGACAGACAAAACCAAAUUCAACACUAUCAAAUGACCUUUGUCCCCCUAAAAUGUCUGCUUAUAAUUCUGUUCUUAAAGCCCAGUUUCAUAGUGCUAGGCAAAUAGUCAACUCUGGGAGUUGGCCAGGACAUGAGUGCUCAGAUGUUCAACCAGGGAACUGUCAUCCAGCUGCUAGCACCUGCAGAGCCUCCUGAAAUGGGGCAGGGUGAUACCUGGGGGGUCCUGCCUGGAGUCUCCCUGAGCCUUAGGUGCCUCAACUGACCUGUUAGAAGGAUUAAGCAGUGGUGUGGGGAGAUAUCUCAGUGAAUAGAGCACUUGCCUAGAAUAUUUGAGGACCUGAGUUUAAUCCCUAGUCCUGCACAUCCCCCACCCCCCAAAAAAAAGAUAAAGCAAAUACAAAUGUUCAGAGUAGAAGCCCUGCAACUGGUAUUGAAGGUUGGAAAGAAGAUACAGGGUCUCUGUUCCCUGGGUGAGAGAUUCUGGGAGUAAGCCUUCUCUUGCUGUUUCUGUGUCUUGCUGACUGGGAUCACAGUUCUGGUCUGUGGAGUUGCCUCACCAUGACCUUCCUCUCAUUGUCCAGAGAACUGAACUGAGGUCAGUCUGCCCUCUCUUGUCUCCCAGGCCAUAUCUAGUCCAUGCCUGUGCCCACUGUGCCCCAAAGUGCAAUUACCCACAUCCCUUCUCAGUCUGCAGACACCAGGCGCUAUAGACUACACGCUCAGAGGAGCUGAACCUCAGCUCAGCCCUACCCAUGCCCCUUGGGAAAGGUUCCUGGUCGUGUAUACCUGUCCUUUCUAUCCUCCAACCAUGGGUGAGUGAUCAAAUGAAAACAAGGAUAGAUUUUUAAGUGUGAAUCCCUCUCCCUCAUAGAACCCCAUGUGCUGAACUUGAAAAGCACUGAGGGUUUAUGUAGUGAAGAAAGUGUGUUUAGGUAGGGAUAGUUCCAACACCUGUGUUCUGGCAGGCCAGUGAAGCUGACUUAGCAAGGAUAUGUGUGCUUCCCUCUAGUGGGGACUCUAGGUCUUACUAAUCUCCUGUGGUCUGUACAUUUGCCCCUCAGUGCUUUUGAGGGAUUAUUUAUCCCCAGUUUUGCCUUAUUUUUCACCAGGCUUUAUGGGAAGAUGGCACUUGGCCAAACCAAACAGAAAUCUUGGCUGAGGUCUCAGGGCCAGGAGGACUGUUACUUGUGGGCUGGGUAAGGGAGAAGAGGAAAACAGUCUCAGGGGUAUCACUGGCCAGCCCUCUCUCUGACUUGGCCUUUACUCCUUAUAAGUCAUGAUACCACUGGUGGGCUUCUGACUUUGGAUACCAGCAGUAAUUCAGAUAUUAUGCCCACAUUUAUUGCAAGAAUUUCCUGGAAAUGCUGUCAAAGAUCUCUUACCCCAGUCCUAUCUCCCCCAUUUUUUUUUUUCUUUAGUGUACUCUUCAAUCACAUAGACAUAGUUACCAAAUCUGUUUGUGCUUUGUUUGGUCUCAGGCAUGAAGUCCUCAGACAGUGGGGUGGUUCAGAAGCCUGGGGUGAUGCUUACGAUUUGGGCUUACUGUACAGCCCUGGUGGUGGACUGCAGAGCUAGGUCUAGCAGGAUGAAUAUCCAUCCACAUGCUAUGGAUGUGGCUGUGUGCAAAAAGCACAUUUGAAAUACUGCCCCUUUGGAAUCUGCUUUUACAUAUACAACUUCUUUCUCUAGCCCAAGGAAAGACAGAGACAUAAGGAAAUAAAAGCAUUUGUCUUUGUUUUGGAAGUAAAAUUGUUCAAAUUGUGCAGCUGAUUGGUGAACAUUUAGAUACAAUGUUUAUAGAAAGUUGAUUGUUAAUAAAAACCAAAUUUACACUGGUA
Molecule: messenger RNA, 5435 nt
Organism: Marmota monax (woodchuck)
Lineage: Eukaryota; Metazoa; Chordata; Mammalia; Rodentia; Sciuridae
Gene: Marchf8
Product: membrane associated ring-CH-type finger 8
Exons: 8
Coding region: 552-2267 (571 amino acids)
Biological process (GO): immune response; antigen processing and presentation of peptide antigen via MHC class II; protein polyubiquitination
Cellular component (GO): late endosome membrane; cytoplasm; early endosome membrane
Molecular function (GO): MHC protein binding; ubiquitin protein ligase activity; zinc ion binding
Source: RefSeq, a predicted model, not a curated record